AUGUGGUGCCGUCUGCUCACCGGUGUGACAGUGUUGAUCCUCUUUGUGGCACAGUGUGAUGCGAUGGAUCAUCUUCCAGUCGAUCGUGAACAGCUGGAUAAGCUUUUCCCGCUGACGUUGAUACACGUGAACGAUCUACAUGCGAGAUUUGCUGAAACAUCGGAAAGAUCGUCAAAAUGUAAGGCAACCGAGGGUGAUGCAUGUAUCGCAGGUGCCGCACGAGUAUUCCACACCGUCCGAUCGUUGAGGCAACAACAUCCGAACCCGCUCUUUUUCAAUAUCGGUGAUAACUUCCAAGGAACGAUCUGGUACAAUUACCACCGGUGGCGUGUGGUGGCACGUUUGAUGAAAUGGAUGCGUCCUGAUGCGAUGGCACUUGGAAACCACGAGUUUGAUGAUGGACUGGAUGGCUUACGGCCAUAUCUACAGUCGCUAGCCGUUGCGAACAUCACAACGGUGGCCUCGAACCUGAUCAAAGCGAAUGCAGAUUUCCCAUCACUUCCUCGAUCGGUGAUCAUCAACCGAGGCAAUCGAUCGAUCGGCGUCAUUGGAGUGACAUCCGACAAAACACACGAGCUCUCCAACACCGAGGGCAUCACUUUUUCCGAUUCCGUGGCAGCUGUGCGUGAGGAAUCCGCCGCGCUGAAGCACGCUGGCGUUGACAUUAUUUUGGUGUUGUCACACUGUGGCCUCGAAGUUGACAAGCGCAUCGCACGCGAAGCUGGUGAACACGUGGACGCGAUCGUUGGAGGACAUUCGCAUUCGUUCCUGUUUCCAAACGAUUCACAGAUGCCGCACUAUCCUGGGGAUACCAUCGUGGAUGAUUAUCCUGUCGUCGUGGCGAAUGCUAAUGGGCGGAAGAUACUUAUUGUGCAGGCGUACGCGUACGGUAAGUACGUAGGUCGGAUCACGACGUACUUCGAUACGGAAGGUGAGAUAAAGUACUGGACCGGAACCCCAGAGUACAUGUCCCACGAGGUCCCCCAGAGUCGGUUGGCAUUGGAAAUUCUCAAGCCCUACCAACAGCAGGUGGAAGCAUUUGGAUCGACGCAGAUAGCCAAGACGGAGGUUGAUCUCGUGCAGGAUACGUGUCGGUUGCGUGAGUGUAACCUGGGUAGUCUCGUGGCGGAUGCUCUGGUCAACCACUACACGAACAACACAUUCCAUCCUGUGGCCGUCAUUAAUGCGGGAAAUUUUCGCGCUCCCAUUCCCAAAGGAAGCAUCACAAAUGAGGAAGCUAUCGGAGCGAGCCCAUUCUCGAACACGGUCGACCUGCUAACUCUGCGAGGUGACGCACUCUGGAGCAUCAUCGAACAUUCGCUCGUUUGGGACAGCGUGAAGCGGUUGAACGUGGUGCAGGUGUCGGGGUUGAGGAUCGUCGCUGAUCUAAGCCGGCAGCCCUACAAUAGGGUGCUCUCGAUCGAGGUGCGUUCUUUAUUAGACGGCGAAGGCUACGAACCAUUAAAUCGAGCGGCUUCCUACGGGGUAGUGACGAUGUCCUUCAUAGCAACCGGUAAGGAUGGCUUCCGGUGGGCGUUGGAACGGCUUGAUCGUCAGAUUGGACCCAGGGAUGCGGACGUGUUUAUCAACUACCUCAAACGGUUGGGGACAGUAAAUGAAAGUAACCUACCGGGUGGACGAUUGAUCAUAAACGGUACGAUAACAUCGUAA
This is a messenger RNA of Anopheles nili, 1671 nucleotides long. Its product is annotated as apyrase-like. The transcript has 6 exons. Gene Ontology annotation, biological process: AMP catabolic process. Lineage: Eukaryota; Metazoa; Arthropoda; Insecta; Diptera; Culicidae. The coding region runs from base 1 to 1671 and encodes 556 amino acids. Gene Ontology annotation, cellular component: plasma membrane. The record is from RefSeq and is a predicted model, not a curated record. Gene Ontology annotation, molecular function: nucleotide binding; 5'-nucleotidase activity; metal ion binding.